Microtus oregoni (creeping vole) is the source of this 1207-nucleotide messenger RNA. RefSeq names its product bone morphogenetic protein 8A-like. Gene Ontology annotation, molecular function: growth factor activity; cytokine activity. Bases 1 to 1206 code for a protein of 401 amino acids. The record is from RefSeq and is a predicted model, not a curated record. Gene Ontology annotation, cellular component: extracellular region. NCBI's taxonomy places the organism in Eukaryota, Metazoa, Chordata, Mammalia, Rodentia, Cricetidae. Gene Ontology annotation, biological process: SMAD protein signal transduction. The transcript is spliced from 7 exons.
AUGGCUUCGCGCAGGGGGCUCCUCUGGCUGCUGUGCACGGCUCUGUGUGCUUUGGGCGGCUGUCACGGCCCGCGUCCCCCACACGUCUUUCCCCAGCGUCGCCUGGGAGUACAUGAGCGCCGAGAUCUGCAGCGAGAGAUCCUGGCGGUGCUCGGGCUGCCUGAGCUGCCCCGACCCCGUGCGCCACCCGCCGCCUCCCGACAGCCAGCGUCCGCGCCGCUUUUCAUGUUGGACCUGUAUCACGCCGUGGCUGGUGGCGAUGACGACCGUGUGCCCCCGCAGCCCCACCUGGGGCGCUCCGACCUCGUCAUGAGCUUCGUCAAUAUGGUGGAGCGCGACCGUACCCUGGACUACCAGGAGCCGCACUGGAAGGAAUUCCGCUUUGACCUAACCCAGAUCCCUGCUGGGGAGGUCAUCACAGCUGCUGAGUUCCGGAUAUAUAAAGAGCCCAGCACCCACCCGCUCAACACAACCCUCCAUGUCAGUAUGUUCGAGGUGGUCCAGGAGCACUCCAACAGGGAGUCUGACUUGUUCUUUUUGGAUCUUCAGACGCUCCGAUCUGGGGACGAGGGCUGGCUGGUGCUGGACAUCACGGCAGCCAGUGACCGCUGGUUGCUGAACCACAAGAAGGACCUGGGACUCCGCCUCUAUGUGGAAACCGAGGAUGGGCACAGCAUGGAUCCUGGCCUGGCAGGUCUGCUGGGACAACAGGCACCACGCUCCAGACAGCCUUUCAUGGUUGGUUUCUUCAGAGCCAGCCGGAACCCUGUGCGGACCCCUCGGGUAGUGAGGCCACAGAGGAUGAAGAGGCAGCUAAAUAAAAUCAUCCAGAUGCAGCACUUGAAUAAACACCUAGGAGUCUUUGAUGAUGGCCACGGCUCCCGAGGCAGAGAUGUUUGCCGUAGGCAUGAGCUCUACGUCAGCUUCCGGGACCUCGGCUGGCUGGACUGGGUCAUCGCCCCCCAAGGCUACUCAGCCUAUUACUGCGAGGGGGAGUGUAAUUACCCACUGGGCCACCAAAUGAACUCCACCAACCACGCCACCAUGCAGGCCCUGAUACACCUGAUGAAGCCAGAAGUCGUCCCCAAGGUGUGCUGUGUUCCCACCAAGCUGAGUGCCAUUUCUGUGCUCUACUAUGACAGAAGCAACAACGUCAUCCUGCGCAAGGAGCACAACAUGGUGGUCCAGGCCUGCGGCUGCCACUGAG